This is a messenger RNA of Scheffersomyces stipitis CBS 6054, 1134 nucleotides long. RefSeq names its product CCR4-NOT core subunit (gene CAF40). Lineage: Eukaryota; Fungi; Ascomycota; Pichiomycetes; Serinales; Debaryomycetaceae. Gene Ontology annotation, cellular component: CCR4-NOT core complex; CCR4-NOT complex; P-body. The record is from RefSeq and is a predicted model, not a curated record. Bases 1 to 1134 code for a protein of 377 amino acids. Gene Ontology annotation, biological process: mRNA catabolic process; negative regulation of translation. The transcript has a single exon.
AUGAUAUUUUCCAUGAGUUUUGUAGUUCAAUUUUGUAAUUGGCAUCAUCCGUACUCUUCAGAAAUCACAACUCCUGCAUACAACCACAACAGAAUUUACAUUGAAACUGAAGAUACUACGAUUCUUUUUGUCGAUUACUGCUCAUUUGCUUCUUUUAAAACAAACGAAAUGUACGGAUCUGGAAUAAACAAUCAAGCGCAAAACCAUGGUCAAAUUCAUGUACAACGACCUCAACCACUCCAACAGCCUCCGCACGAUGAGUCGGUAGCUACAGGCAACAAAGCUCUAGGCGAUCCUCAAAUAUAUCAGUGGAUUUCAGAAUUGGUUUCGGGUUCGAAUAGAGAGAGGGCAUUAUUAGAAUUAGGCAAAAAGAGAGAGCAGUAUGAUGACUUGGCCCUAGUAUUGUGGAACUCGUUUGGUGUUAUGUCAGUUUUGUUGGAGGAAAUAAUUUCAGUGUAUCCAUAUUUGAAUCCUCCGGUUCUAACGGCAUCCAUUUCGAAUAGAGUUUGCAAUGCUUUGGCACUUCUUCAGUGUGUUGCCUCUAACGUACAAACAAGGGGACUUUUCUUAAGUGCUAAUUUGCCGUUAUAUUUGUAUCCUUUUUUGUCGACUAAUGCUAGACAAAGAUCAUUUGAAUACUUGAGAUUGACAAGCUUGGGUGUAAUUGGAGCAUUAGUGAAAAAUGAUACUCCAGAGGUCAUCAAUUUCUUGCUUACUACGGAAAUCGUUCCCCUCUGUUUAAAUAUCAUGGAAAUAUCGUCCGAAUUGUCAAAAACGGUAGCCAUAUUCAUUUUACAGAAGAUCUUACUCGACGACCAAGGCUUGACUUAUAUUUGUACCACGUAUGAAAGAUUUCAUACUGUCGCUUCAGUGCUAUCCAAGAUGAUUGACCAGCUCGGAGCAAUUACAAACAACCAAGCUCCUCAGCAAACAUCAAACAGUUCGGGAAGAUUAUUGAAGCAUGUUAUUAGGUGCUAUAUGAGGUUAUCUGACAAUUUGGAAGCUAGAAAAGCUUUGGCUACAAUUUUGCCAGAACCUCUUAGAGACGGAACGUUUUCAUUUAUACUUCAAGAUGAUGUUGCUACGAAAAGAUGCUUAGCCCAACUCUUAUCAAACAUUAAUGAACAACAGUAG